AUGUACAACAGCUGGCUAUUGCCAAUCCUCGGGCUGUCCGCGAGGGUUGCCCGUAUCAUUGCGACCGUUACACCUGAUUAUAGCGCCUGUGCGGAAGCGGUGUGUCUCCUUCAUACUCAAUCUGUUCUCGCGUAUCAGCUUAUCUUCCGAAAGUGUAAUACCCUCUCCGAUCUGCUCCCAUCAUCAGUAGCCACAGUAACAAGGCUCAAUGAGAACGUAGAGCGCGAAUAUCUGGCGGUUUUCGAACAGCAGCCCGUUUUCACCCAUACUGAUGAUCUAGCCUCCUUCUCGCCCUCCAAGCCAUUCUAUUGGGCGCAGCAGCAAUCCAGCAUCCAGUCCGCAUGCUACGUCCGCGCACACAGCGCCCAGGAUGUCGCGACGCUGGUGUCGGUCUCGCAAUCAUCCCGGUGCCCCUUGGCCAUCCGCGGCGGCGGGCACUCGGAUAUUCCCGGCGCCAGCAACAGUCCCGGAGGCAUCACGCUAGACCUUGCCGGUCUGGACGGCAUUGAAAUUGUCGAGGAGGGAAAUGUAGCGAGAUUGGGCGCCGGCCUCACGUGGGGGAAGGUGUACGCAGGGCUAGAAAAGACGAACCGCACCGUCGUGGGUGGAAGGCUGACCAAUGUUGGUGUGGGUGGACUAACGUUGGGAGGAGGUUUAAGUCACUUCUCCGGCUUGCACGGCUGGGCCUGCGACAACGUCAAGAACUAUGAGGUUGUGCUGGCAAACACUAGUAUCAUCCAAGUCUCGGCGGACUACCACGCCGACCUGUACCGCGCGCUCCGUGGCGGGGUUAACAACUUUGGCGUCGUGACACGCUUCGACGUUGACACUUAUGCCCAAGGGCCCUUGUGGGGUGGCUUGCACAUCUGGUCGCAUACUGCGGAUAUGGCGGCUGCACUCACUAAGACUUUUACAGACUUCGCCCAUGCCGCGCCGUCGGAGCCGCAUGCCUCGCUGUUUGUCGGCCAGGGCUAUAGGGCUGGCAAUUAUGCAUACGCAGCCGGCCUCUACAAUGCAGCCGGUACCGCCUUCCCACCCAUCUUCCGCGCUUUUGAAAUAGGAGAGCCGUUUGUGAGGGCCAAGAUCGCGAGCACAGCGCGCGUAACGAUGUUAUCGGAUCUGGCUGAAGAGCUCGAUCAGUCGGAGCCGCCGGGUAUGCGGAGUAGAUUUACGACGGCGACCUUCAAGGCCGACACGGAGCUGCAGCGGCGCAUCAUCGAGAUCUAUAUGGAGGAAAUUGAAGCGACGCUAGCAGAGGGGUUGAGUGAGGAUGAGAGGUUUGCGCCGAUGAUGGGUUUCCAGCCCUUGACUGUGAAUUUCCUUCAGCAAAGUCAGAAAAGGGGCGGAAAUAUCAUGGGUUUGGAGCCGGAGGAUGCGCCUUUGAUGGUAUGCUCCUUCGGCUGGGAAUGGUCCCACUCGACGGACGACCCCGUCGUCGUCCGUGGCAUAAAAAAUGUACUGGACCAGUCCGUGACGGCAGCCAAGGCAAGGGGUCUGUACCACAGCUUCAAGUACGCCAACUAUGCUGCGUAUGACCAGCACCCCGUUGCCGGAUAUGGACAGGAAAAUGUCGCGUUCUUGAAAAGAGUGAGGAAGGUGUAUGAUCCAGAGGGCAUUUUUACGACGUUGGUUCCCGGCGGAUUUAAGAUAGAAUAG
Molecule: messenger RNA, 1656 nt
Organism: Endocarpon pusillum Z07020
Lineage: Eukaryota; Fungi; Ascomycota; Eurotiomycetes; Verrucariales; Verrucariaceae
Exons: 3
Coding region: 1-1656 (551 amino acids)
Molecular function (GO): FAD binding
Source: RefSeq, a predicted model, not a curated record